Molecule: messenger RNA, 2453 nt
Organism: Procambarus clarkii (red swamp crayfish)
Lineage: Eukaryota; Metazoa; Arthropoda; Malacostraca; Decapoda; Cambaridae
Source: RefSeq, a predicted model, not a curated record
GCUGUCAUCAAAAUGCAGACAAACCUGUUGCGUAGCUCUACCUCGUGUACCAUCUGACGUGUAGCUGUACCUCGUGUACCGUGUAAAAUAUAUUUGUACCAUGUAAGGUGUAGCUGUACCUCGUGUACCACGUGAAGUGUAGCCGUACAUCAUGUACCACGUGAACUGUAUGUAUAGUUGUACCUCAUGUACCUGCUGACGUGUUGCUGUACAUUGUGUAUGAUGUAAAGUGUAUCUGUACCACGUGAAUUGUAGCUGUACCUCGCGAACCAUGUAAAGUGUAGCAGUACCUCGCGUACCAUGUGGAGUGUGUCACGUCUCACCUCACCUGUAAACAGAAUAUUCACGAACUUAAUACAGCAACACAGGUGACUGAAGGAUUUACAGUGUUCAGAGUUAUCGUUUACUCUCACGACUCAUGCUUUUCUCAUCUUAAAAAGUAAUAUAUUUUAUAAACCCUAGAAAAUAAUAACAUAAAUAAGCCCUACACUGGCGAGGUAGUGAUUGGAGUUAGACUCGCCCAGAUAGUUACGAGUGCUUGGCAGGAUAUACAAACUUAGAAUUCCUACCAGAGGAGUCGAGGAUGGCUCCCCCGAGGAAGAUCUCCCACUCUUGCUCUGCUGGGGUGCUGCCCACCUUCGCCCAGCUGAAAAUGGGCGGGGAUGGGGUGCUGCUGGUGCCGGCGCCCACCCGCCUACCAUCAGCCCACCACGGCUACGCCCACAUCCCUCACGGUACACAGCUACUGAGGGUGUGGGUGGAGGUGCGUGGCUCAGGCCUCCACGUGUACCCCCACCGGGCCUCCUCCAUCCCCUCCCUGGUGGUGCCUCACCUCCACCUCUGUCACGUCACCGUCGCACCUCACACUACCAGCAGCUCCUACCGCGUCCAGAUUUCCCUCAAGGGUGAGGAGCAGGUGAGUCUAUUUCUUCAAGCUGAGUCGGAGGCCAACGUCUGGGCCGCCAUGUUGAGGGUCACCGCUGUCAAGCGCUCUCUACAGCUCGAGGGACUCAACCUGGAGUGUGGAACUGCAGGUGAACAUGACCCAGGGAGCGGGGACUCGUGUGAAGCCGAGAGCCAAGGGGAGGAAGAGGAGGAGGAGGACGUGGGAGGACAGGGCGCGUCGCUGCUGGAGACCGCGGCAGAAGGCGGGGAAGGCAAGGUCCGCCUCCGUCGCCCGCGUCUUCUCUCGCAUGACAGUGCCCGCGACGACGCCACCAGGAAGGAGCUGCUUCAGCAGAUGUUGGCCACAAAGUCGCUGCUGGAGAAGAAGCAGAAAAAUCGGCGGUCUGGGGCGGGGGCGUGGUUGGUGACGGCGGGGGAGGUGGCCAACGAGUACGACCGAGCACAGCACGAGGCACAACAAUCAGCCCUCAGGAAGGUCGUCAUCCUCCGCCAGCGCAAGAACUCCACGGCCAUCAAGAUGGCGACGCUGGAGAGGCAGCAGUCAUCGAAGAAGACCCGUGAGGUGGCAGACGUGUCAGUGCAGCUGGAGGCUUUAAGGAACAGGCUUUCCUCCUUGGACACUCAGCUGAGGGAGAGUGAACAGGACACCGAGAGGAUGCUUCAGGACCUGGAGCACAGGCGCAACCAGGAGCUACACCUCAUCAAAGACCUUGGCGGCGUCGACGAAGACCUCGGAGGCGAGCUGGGGGACGUGACAAAGGGAUCUGGGAGCGACGAAGGCAACCUGCUGAAGGGUUCACAUGGCGGCUCAUUCAUGGGCUCUCUCUCCUCCAUCCCCUCCAUCGUCGUCUCCUCCAGUGAGAGAAAAGCUCCUGAAAAAUUCUUUGGGAUCAAGGUAGGAGGGCGAGAGGGCCGGCUGAAGGGACGUAACCCACUGCACUUCCUGGACCUGAAGCUUCGAGUGUCGCGCCGUCACAAGAGCACCGAGUGUCUUACCACACCCAGCCAAACCCACCACACCCCUGACAGGUCGCACAGCAGCACUCCAGCCAACGGGUCUUGCAGCGACAACAGUAGUGACGAUGAGCUUGACCACCAGCAUCAACGGCACCAACAACAGAGCCACCACCAGCUCGGGGCAACAUCGGUCAAGACGGAGAUCAGCAAAGAGGCAAUACAGGAGAUAGAGGCCUUUAAGGAGUUGAUUCAACGAUACUUUGCCACACAUCCUCGACACGACAGCAUCACGGCUCACUCGCAUGAGAUCAUCCUCUAGCAGCGAUAGGUAGCAAGACAGCUUCUGUUAGUAGGGUUUGGGAGCCCUUGUAGCAGUAGCGUAGGCUACAAGACUUUGCCAGCAGGGACACAGUGCUGGGGUAACGUUGGGUCAACGUUAAGGGGGCGGAUUACGAAAAUAUGCACAAAAUGAAAACUGGUUCGAUUUCAAUCUAACUUUUUUGACUAGUUAUAUAUAAAAUUGGGCUCAACUGGUCCAAGUCUCAGCAUCGUAGCAUAAAUAGGAGGGGAGAAAAAAAAUUGAAUUAUGU